AUGUCAACAAAAACGCCUAUUCAACCAGCUCAGGGUGAGCCAGCCCCCGAGAUUCCUGAUGCCCGAACCCACAACGAGACACCGACAUCGUUAUCCCUGGGCACAACUGAAAUCAACCAUACCUCGCAGGAGCAUCUAGCCCCAGACCAGUCACCCUUCACUACCCCUAUCAUCUCGAAUCCAUCUCAAUCUAUUCAAGAGCCCAACGUACGGUCUCCUUCGCCUCCCAUGCCCCCCACAGUUGCCCUCGAGCCCACGCCCCCCACCGUCAGCAAUGUUAUCACUAUCUCGCCCGGGUCCACUACGGAGGAUUCCACACCUCCACCUCCACCCCCAGAAAUGAAGCCGCCUUCGUCUUCUCUACCUAUAACCCCUUCAAAACCAUCCCUUUCGAUCACAUUGCUCCUCAUAUCUGGUGUGCGCCAUCAAUUCCUUAUAAACGAGCCCUACCUAGAGUCGCAUUCAGUUAUUGGUGGAACGGGGAAGGACUCAUUAAAAGACCCGUUCGAGAUGAGUGUAUGGCAGUUGAAGGAGUGUAUUUGGAAGGAUUGGCAGGACGGUAGGUUUUCUUUUCCCCUCUUGGAUUCAGUCCCCGUCUUUCACCAAUAGUGCUAGAGCAAGCCACUAACCCACUUUGACCCCGCACGCAGAAUGGGAUCAGAGACCAGCAAGUGCUCUGUUUAUAAGGCUCAUCCAUUUUGGACGAAUGCUUGAUGACAAGCAGCAUUUGAAAGGUACCAAUUACUUCCCCUAUGUUAAUUACCCCCAUUGUACCCGAGUUGCUCGAGUGUCUGUUUGGAAGGUGGAGUUUCUCACGACCAAAAUAAUAGACUGCAAGCUCAACCAGGAUUUGCCAAACGUCGUUCAUAUGACCAUCCGUCCAGCAGAAACCGGAGACGACGAAAUGACCCAGCGUAGUGCCAAGGUUGGGUUCGGGUCAAGGCAAAGAGACGAUCAGCGCUCCCCGAGAUGCCGAUGCGUUAUCUUGUGAGGAUUCAGCGGAAAUGGGGGAGAUAUGGGAGGAAUUGGGGUCGAUAUGGUUGCCGUAAUUCUCGUUCGACGGGCCGGAUGGUGGGCAACCGUGGGUGGGGAGAUGUCAAAAUUUAUAAACCAACACUGGAAAAUGUUUCCUAAUGAUGGCCGGCUUAAACAGUUGUCUCGUUGUGUGCAUAUAUGCGCUGUCUGCUGCUACGCUUUCCCUUUAUUCCUUUGCAUUCCUUUUAUUUCUUGCGUAUGGAGUUUGUGUUGACUAUCUUUUUCCUAUUGCCGCAAAGUCAUGGUAAUCUAUUCUUUGCCUCGUGUUCCAACACCUUUUCCUUGUGUUUUUCCUUGCUAUGCGCCUUCCCCUGCGCCUUUCACUGCACCCGUUUUAUUAUUAUUACCACGUUUGAUUUCGGGAAAUAGUUGUGGCAUUAUCAGGAGUUGUAGAGCGACUUGCUUUGCAUUACGCAUCCUAA
Messenger RNA from Tuber aestivum (summer truffle), 1457 nucleotides. The record is from the annotation of a GenBank genome assembly. NCBI's taxonomy places the organism in Eukaryota, Fungi, Ascomycota, Pezizomycetes, Pezizales, Tuberaceae.